AUGAUGCAUCCUCAAGUCUUCAUUUCUGGCCUCAUACUUCUUCUCCCAGGUGCUGUGGAUUCUAAUGUAGCAGUGAAGGGGGUGGUGGGUCGCCCUGUCACACUGCCGUGUACUUACUCAACACGUGGUGGGAUCUUUACCACAUGCUGGGGCCAGGGGGCAUGCCCGUCUUCUCGUUGUGCGAACACACUUAUCUGGACCAAUGGAUAUCGCGUCACCUAUCAGAGGAGCAGUAGAUACCAGCUAAAGGGGAAUAUUUCGGGAGGAAACGUGUCCUUGACAAUAGAGAAUGCUGUCGAGAGUGACAGUGGUCUGUAUUGUUGUCGCGUGGAGGUUCGUGGAUGGUUCAAUGAUCAAAAAGUGACCUUUUCAUUGGAAAUCAAACCAGAAAUUCCCACGAGUCCUCCAACACGACCCACGACUACGAGACCCACAACUACAGAAAGACCCACGACGCUGUCAACAGGACCCACACGUGUACCAGCAUCACCCAGAGUCUCCACCUCUGCUCCUACAACACCAGCGCACACGCAGACUCACACACCAGAUUGGAAUAACACUGUGACAGCCUCAGACGACUCUUGGAAUAAUUACACUGACAUGAUCCCUUCAGGGAAGGCACAGAAGAACAUGACUAGUGGCUUCUAUAUCAGCAUCCUCAUCGCUGCCCUGCUGUUGCUCCUGCUUGUGUGCACUGUGGCUAUCACCAGGUACAUCUGUACGAGAAAGAAGUCGCAGUCUCUAAGCCUGGUAACAUUUCGUUUCUCUAAGAUUGGAGCUUUGCAAAACUCAGUGGUUUUCCGGUCCCGAGCUGAAGACAAUGUAUACAUAAUUGAAGAUAGUCCUUAUCCUACAGAUUGA
Molecule: messenger RNA, 861 nt
Organism: Arvicola amphibius (Eurasian water vole)
Lineage: Eukaryota; Metazoa; Chordata; Mammalia; Rodentia; Cricetidae
Product: hepatitis A virus cellular receptor 1 homolog
Exons: 8
Coding region: 1-861 (286 amino acids)
Biological process (GO): phagocytosis, engulfment; positive regulation of mast cell activation
Cellular component (GO): cell surface
Molecular function (GO): phosphatidylserine binding; virus receptor activity
Source: RefSeq, a predicted model, not a curated record